AUGGCAUCAAGGCUGCAAAACAGAGUGGCAUUGCGUCGAAAGCUUCAUAUUCUGAAGAGACUUACCAACUCCAAAUCUGUGAAAAGGAGCUCUAUCAUCCUAGACGCUUUUCUCUAUAUCUACAAAUUGAAACUCAAAGUGGAGGCAAUCAAAAGAGAAUACUUACGCCUAAUGAAGCAUAUGCAGGAGGUGAAAGUAGAGAAGCUAGGGGAAGGAUUUCUUGUAAAGGUGACCAGCAAAAAAGGGGAAGAUGUGCUCGUUUCGAUCUUAGAGGCUUUCGAUGAAAUGGGACUUAAUGUGCUUCAAGCUAGAGUUUCAUGCAACUAUUUCUUUGGCAUGGAAGCCAUUGUUGGACCUCAACACCAAGGUAUUGAUGCCAGAGAUGUUACUCAAGCUCUUGUCAAAGCCAUUGAAAAGGGAGAUGGAGUUGGGACACACAAGAGCAUAGGGCUUCCUGUAGUGACCAACUCAAAGUAA
Cornus florida is the source of this 477-nucleotide messenger RNA. RefSeq lists its product as uncharacterized. The transcript has 3 exons. Gene Ontology annotation, biological process: regulation of DNA-templated transcription. Gene Ontology annotation, molecular function: sequence-specific DNA binding; DNA-binding transcription factor activity. Gene Ontology annotation, cellular component: nucleus. NCBI's taxonomy places the organism in Eukaryota, Viridiplantae, Streptophyta, Magnoliopsida, Cornales, Cornaceae. Bases 1 to 477 code for a protein of 158 amino acids. The record is from RefSeq and is a predicted model, not a curated record.